CCUUCGCUACCCGUCGCUACCCUCUUACGUUAUCAAAUCUCUUUUCACUUCUAAAUCUAUAUCUAUAUAUAUAUAUCUUACGAUCUAUUAUUAUUUAAUAAUACAAACAAUUUUCAUGGCUGAUUCUUCUGCUGCUUACAUUCACAUGGUACAACACUUGAUCGAAAAGUGUUUGAUCUUCCAUAUGAAUAAAGAUGAGUGUAUCGAAGCUCUCUCCAAACAUGCUAACAUCAGUCCCGUAAUCACUUCUACUGUGUGGAAGGAGUUGGAGAAAGAAAAUAGGGAAUUCUUUGAAGCUUAUUCAGAAUGUAAGGGGAGAAAUGAUAGAAUAUUGGCUGAAGAAGAGACAAGGAAGUUAAUCCAAAGGAUGAUGAUGUCUAAACAUAGUGAUGAAUAAGCUAAAUAUUUGAUCUAUACACAUGCAUGCACCAAAUUUAACUGGUGAUUAUGACUUUUUCA
This is a messenger RNA of Cucumis melo (muskmelon), 459 nucleotides long. RefSeq lists its product as uncharacterized. The record is from RefSeq and is a predicted model, not a curated record. NCBI's taxonomy places the organism in Eukaryota, Viridiplantae, Streptophyta, Magnoliopsida, Cucurbitales, Cucurbitaceae. The coding region runs from base 116 to 397 and encodes 93 amino acids. The transcript has 3 exons.